CCAAAACCUCCAUCUCCUUCUCUAUCUCUAUCCAACAUAGGAAAUGGGUCUUCUCCAAAUACACUCUCCAAUCGCGGUCUUUCUCAGCAAGCCGGUCUCAUCAUCCCAUUCCAAACCGCCUCGUCUUCCUCCGUUCCAAGAUUCCACCCGGAAUUUCGGACAAAGUUCGCUUUUUUCGUCUUCUCCAGGAAUUAAAGACAGAGUCUUUACGCUAUCCACUGCACCCAGGAAGCUGCUCUGCACACCACCUCAAGGGAAGCACGUAAGAGAAGACUAUCUUGUGAAAAAAUUGUCGGCUCAGGAGGUGCAGGAGCUUGUGAGGGGAGAAAGGAACGUGCCCCUCAUCAUUGAUUUCUAUGCAACAUGGUGUGGACCCUGCAUUUUGAUGGCACAAGAACUCGAAAUGCUUGCAGUGGAGUAUGAGAAUAAUGCCAUGAUUGUGAAAGUUGAUACAGACAAUGAGUAUGAAUUUGCCCGAGACAUGCAGGUACGUGGCCUGCCGACUUUGUACUUCAUCAGUCCAGAUCCCAACAAAGAUGCUAUUCGAACAGAAGGUCUCAUCCCUAUUCAGAUGAUGCGCGAUAUCCUAGACAAUGAAAUGUGAAGGCAUCAGGAAAAUGAUUGAUAAAAUGUCUUCUAGGAUUUAGAGACAAAGCUGCUCCAGCUGCUCCAGAUCCAAUGUGCGAUUUUGCUCUGUGAUAUCCUUUUAAUAUGAAGGUAGGUAUAAGGCCAUUUGAUCUGGAGUUGACCACCUUUUGUUGUUAUACUUGAUGAACUAGAUCCUAAACUUAGGAGGUUUGGGCAUUCAGCCCAAUGGAAGGCGUGGCCCCGGAAUAUUGGUUGGUUGUAUUUUGCAUCUGGCCAUUAAGAUCUAUUUAGUAACUAGGGACGGCAACAAUCUUUAAGGUAGUUUAGAUAGUUUAAUAUGCAAUUUGAAGAUUGCUUUUACAUCCCGGCAGAUACCGGAUAAAUCAUGCUCUCUGUUUUGCUUGUUUAAUUCCCCGCAGAUACCAAAAUAUUGUUAAUGGCUCUGGGUUAGAGGACAUUACUACUAGAUCUGCUUAUUUUGCACUGAAAUGAAUUUCUGGUUCAAAAUGAGCGGAUAUGAGUUCCUCAAAAUGUUGUUGUUAUUAGUGGACGACUGGGGAGAUGGAAUGCUCAUCUAGCUUGAGAUCAGUUGUAUGCUGAGCAGGGAAAUGGCACAUGUCGGCAAGUGUACGACCUGAUGACGCUGAUGUAGGAACCACUGGUGCUGGAUAUUAAUGGCUUGCUUAUCAAAGUGUAAGUGCAAUUGAAUUUCCAUACUUAAGAGUCUGUUGGAUGUAUGGUUUACUUGUACCUUCGGUUCAUAGAAAUGGGUCCAGUUCUUGGCGAUCAGGUAGGGACAGGUAGAAGAAGUUUUCAUUCUUUAAGCAUGCUGUGCUUCCUUGCAAUAGGAUGAAUGGAGUAAAUCGUUGUCGA
Eucalyptus grandis is the source of this 1461-nucleotide messenger RNA. Its product is annotated as thioredoxin-like protein CITRX2, chloroplastic. The record is from RefSeq and is a predicted model, not a curated record. Gene Ontology annotation, molecular function: protein-disulfide reductase activity. Bases 44 to 604 code for a protein of 186 amino acids. Lineage: Eukaryota; Viridiplantae; Streptophyta; Magnoliopsida; Myrtales; Myrtaceae. Gene Ontology annotation, cellular component: thylakoid. The transcript has 4 exons. Gene Ontology annotation, biological process: cell redox homeostasis; plastid organization.